Molecule: messenger RNA, 1057 nt
Organism: Tinamus guttatus (white-throated tinamou)
Lineage: Eukaryota; Metazoa; Chordata; Aves; Tinamiformes; Tinamidae
Source: RefSeq, a predicted model, not a curated record
CUGGUGCUCAACUGCGUGGGCCCGUAUAGAUUUUUUGGCGAACCUGUGGUAAAAGCUUGUGUUGAAAAUGGUGCAAGCUGCAUUGACAUCAGUGGAGAACCUCAGUUUCUGGAAGGAAUGUACCUGAAGUACAACGAAAAGGCUGCAGAGAAGGGAGUCUAUAUCAUUGGAAGUUGUGGCUUUGACUCUAUACCAGCAGAUAUGGGAGUACUCUUCACCAGAGACAAUUUGAAAGGUACCUUAACAGCUGUGGAAAGUUUUUUGACAGUGAAAUCUGGACCUGAGGGAGCUUGUAUACAUGAUGGGACCUGGAAGUCAGCUAUUUAUGGCGUUUCAGAUCAAGAGAAUCUGAAGAAGCUUCGAAAACAGAUAGGAUAUACCCCAGUUCCAGUCAUUGGUGCAAAACUUAAAAGAAGAGGCCUUGUGUUUUACAGUCAGGAAUUCAAAGAGUACUCCAUUCCAUUCAUGGGAUCUGAUGUUUCUGUUGUGAAGCGUUCUCAGCGCUAUUUGCACACACAGCUGCAGGAAACACCAGUGCAGUACGCUGCUUAUGUAAAUGUAGGUGGUCUGGGCUCUGUUGUGAAGCUGAUUUUUGCUGGCCUUUUAUUUCUUCUUCUUGUGAAAUUCAGUUUUGGAAGAAAACUUCUGGUAAAAUACCCGGAAUUUUUCUCUGCUGGCCGUUUCACAAAGAAAGGACCAACACAGAAACAGAUGGAUGAAACUUCCUUUACAAUGACCUUUUUUGGUGAGGGCUACAGUGAAGGGCAAGAUCCCCAGAAGGGCAAACCAAAUGUAAAGAUCUGUACCCAAGUGAAAGGGCCAGAGGCGGGCUAUAUUGCUACACCAAUUGCAAUGGUUCAAGCAGGUGUGGCUCUGCUGGAAGAAGCAGCUUGUCUGCCUGCACAAGGUGGUGUAUACUCUCCAGGAGCUGCCUUCUCUAAAACAAAACUGAUCGAUCGCCUCAACAAACGUGGUUUGGAGUUUUCAGUUAUUACCAAGCCUGAAGUCUGAAGUCAAACGCUAAACUGCAUAAAUUAACAUCUGGGUCUAAUUCCAA